AACUUUUGUUGACUAAAUGACUAUCUGACGAUAACCGGUGCGGAGGCCGGUGAAAGCGAGCAAGUGGUUUUAUUUUACUUUGGUAUUAUCGCGUAUCAUAUUUUGUUUGUUGAAAUAGCUGUGACUAUUUUAUUGAAUUAAAAAUUGUCACUUGGUCUAUUGAUUACGAGAAAAAUGAGUGAUAUUAUAACAGUUAAAGCACCUGUUAACAUAGCUGUUAUUAAAUAUUGGGGCAAACGAGACGAGGAUUUAAUUUUACCGUUAAAUGAUUCCGUUAGUGCUACUUUGGAUACGAGUAUUAUGUGCGCGAAAACGUCAGUCUGUGCAAGACCAGAAUUUAAAGAAAAUGAAAUAUGGUUGAACGGAAAAAAGGAAACAUUUCAGAGUCCGCGACUACAAAAUUGCCUAAAAGAAAUAAAAUCCAGAGCUGCGGCAGAAAACAGCGUCAAUGAAGAUUUUCUACAGUGGAAAGUACGUGUGUGUUCGGAAAAUAAUUUUCCUACUGCCGCAGGAUUGGCGUCUUCCGCAGCUGGAUAUGCAUGCCUUGUGACAGCUCUGGCUAAACUUUAUAAGGUCAAGUCUGAUGUUAGCUCUAUUGCCCGGUUGGGAUCAGGCAGUGCCUGCCGCAGUGUAUAUGGAGGCUUCGUUAGAUGGCAUGCAGGCACUAAUCCAGAUGGUACAGAUUCAGUAGCUUCUCAAAUCGAAGGUUCUGCACACUGGCCCGAAAUGCACGCCUUAAUCCUAGUUGUAGGCGAUACUAAAAAGAAAACUAGUUCCACUACUGGUAUGAGAAUAUCUACACAAACUUCCGAGUUAUUAAAACAUAGAAUUAAGUAUUGUGUGCCACAGAGGACUGACGAGAUUAUUCAGGCAAUCAAACAGAAAGAUUUUCCAAAAUUUGCUGAAGUAACUAUGAAGGACAGCAAUCAGUUUCAUGCAGUGUGUUUGGAUUCCUAUCCACCAUUUGUGUACAUGACAGAUGUAUCUCACCUAAUUGUUGAUUUGAUACACAAGUACAAUGAGCUCUCUGGAAGUACAAAAGUUGCUUACACUUUUGAUGCUGGACCAAAUGCUUGUCUGUACCUUCUUGAGGAAGAGGUACCACAAGUGUUAUCUUUUAUAAGACAUGUAUUCCCUUCCUCUAACCCAGAGCUAUUUGUUACUGGCUUAAAAACAAAUGAAGUUACAUUAAAUCCAGAGUUAAAGAAUAUUUGUGAGCCUCAAGCAAAAGAUUUGAUAAAAUAUGUUAUACAUACUAAAGUUGGAGAAGGACCCACAGAAGUUACAGAUGGAUCACAUCUUUUGAAUGAUGCUGGGAUACCAAAGAUUGAAUAAUAAUUGUUGAGAUAUAGUGCGUCACAAAAGUAGAUAGCACACAUUGUUAUCAUUAGAUCAAGAAUACAUAAUUUACAUGUGAAUGGAACAUCCUGUUUGCCAUCUUUUUUUAUGAAUGAAGUGACAUCUAUUUAUGUGAAUGUACCUAAGUUUGGUAAUGGCAUUUGUACUGUGUAAAAUAUUCCAGUUGAUAAGCAGUGUUGGUCUGGUUUGGUAGUUAGUCCAAUAAAUAUUUAGAAGUUGUUAUACCUAUUAUAAUUGGUAAUUAUGUAAUGAAUUUAUGCUAUUCAGGGUAUUGUAGGUACUGACUGUAGAUUUAUCUUAUUGUAACUCGAAUAUCUAUGUAAUAUGUUGAAAGAAGAAAAAUGUGUCUGUAUAAUCAUUGGUUUUUAUUUACAUAAAUUAUACACAUUCAUACAUAAACAUUUGU
This is a messenger RNA of Spodoptera litura, 1765 nucleotides long. It is a transcript of the gene Mvd, whose product is annotated as mevalonate diphosphate decarboxylase. The record is from RefSeq and is a predicted model, not a curated record. Gene Ontology annotation, cellular component: cytosol. NCBI's taxonomy places the organism in Eukaryota, Metazoa, Arthropoda, Insecta, Lepidoptera, Noctuidae. Gene Ontology annotation, molecular function: diphosphomevalonate decarboxylase activity. Gene Ontology annotation, biological process: isoprenoid biosynthetic process; isopentenyl diphosphate biosynthetic process, mevalonate pathway.